Molecule: messenger RNA, 1101 nt
Organism: Suillus subaureus
Lineage: Eukaryota; Fungi; Basidiomycota; Agaricomycetes; Boletales; Suillaceae
Exons: 7
Coding region: 471-920 (149 amino acids)
Source: RefSeq, a predicted model, not a curated record
AAAAUAAAACAGGACCGUCGGCGUUGUUUAAAUCGCGAUGUCCGAUCAGAUACCACGAGUUUCUGAGUAUGUAACGUCCUAGGCACUUAAUGUCAUAAUCGUGAGUUCAAACGUUCAAUGUUCAAGCUGAAAGUGCGUGAUUCGACUUCUUGCCGACUCAUGUUUUAUUUUUUGGGACUGGCUUAUCGUUCUAGAAUCCAGAGGGGGGGCUAGAACAUAACGUUCUAAACGCUGCGGGAAGUCAUCUAUCGACAACGACAUUUUAGAACCUUCGAACUCUGACUUGCGUACUUCUACCCCUGACCCCUACCGCUUCCCCGCGGUAGACCAGGGUGGAUCCACCGUGAACUUCAUUUCAAUUGUCGAAAACAGCCAGAGAUGCUCAGUAUAAAAGCACAGCGUUCUCUGACCUUUCCUUCAUCAGUUCCUCGUCUCAUUGUCAAAUCGUCCCACUUGCUACAUCUCAUACAAUGCCUUUUCCGAGCGACGGAGUGUAUACCAUCAGAAACGUCGGCAGAGGCCUCAUGCUCGAUCUGAGGGGCAACAGCACCGCCGAAGGCAACCAGAUCCAAGGCUACGCCAACAAUGGCACCGUGGCUCAACAGUGGGUGAUCAAGAGACAGAACCCGCCAGGUAUUCAGUCCAACAAUGACGGCAACAAUGGCAAUGGAUUCUUCGCUACUGCGAGCGAGGAUUCGGAUGAACUGGUCGUUUACACGAGGCAGGCGUUUGUCGUCGAUCUUGUUGGACGCCCGGACGAUUAUUAUAGCAUUCGCUACACUCUCGGGAACGAGAACCUGAUGCUAUCCAUUCCGGGCUCAAAGCACAAUGAAGUGAAACUCGAGAAUUACGACAUAGAAAGUACCCGCCAGCAGUGGCAAUUUGUCCGGGUGUCUGAUCUCCAGCCGCUGAUCGGUUAGUUGUCGCUACUAGGCAGCACCUUGCCUGCAAGGGGUGUUCGAAAGUGUCGCUAAAUAGUACAUAGAUGUACUGCGUUUUGUUAUGUCCGCUCCCGUUGUAUUGAAUGUCAUUGCUUUGGUUCGACUAGAUCUCUUAGGGAAAUGAGUGGGUAGCAGCGCCACCUCUUUUGCUCCAUCCCAC